AUGGAGGGCUCCCACGGUACUAUGGUCGCGGCAACGGCACACCAUUCUACGGCGAGCAUUAGACGCACAGUGUUGGGCAUGCUCGUUAGUCGCGAGGAUAACUGUCACCCGCAACCCGGGGUCGACCUGUGCGAAAAGCCCGGGAUCUCGACCACAAAGGUUACCUGGAUCAUUGUGGGCGUCGCCCUUGGCUUAUUGGUGGUCGGUACCGCUGCGCUUCUCCUCUUCCUGCAUGCCAGGCGAAAGAAACAAGACAAGAAAGAGGAAUUGGAAGAUAGAUUCCAGAGCUCAGACUACGGGUUGGACGAGCUGCCGGCUGGGAGGAGGCCACGGCCAGACGACGAGAUAAAGUCGAACGACGGUUCACCCAGCGGCUAUGGCAGACGGUCGCGCGAUCCACUGCAAGUCGGAACCGAGCCGAAGUAUCAAGCCGGACAAUCAAACGGUCACUUGAACCCAUUCGACGAUGCAACAUCGGCCGGAUCCGGUCAGUGGCCGAAGAGGGACAGCAGUAGCCAGCCGAAUCUGCCCGUACCGAGUAGGUGA
Molecule: messenger RNA, 546 nt
Organism: Chaetomium strumarium
Lineage: Eukaryota; Fungi; Ascomycota; Sordariomycetes; Sordariales; Chaetomiaceae
Exons: 2
Coding region: 1-546 (181 amino acids)
Source: RefSeq, a predicted model, not a curated record